Molecule: messenger RNA, 4277 nt
Organism: Notodromas monacha
Lineage: Eukaryota; Metazoa; Arthropoda; Ostracoda; Podocopida; Cyprididae
Source: the annotation of a GenBank genome assembly
UUUUUUGUUUAUUUGUCAAGAUUUUUUUUUUGAAUAUACAGGCUUUUUGUGUGUGACUUUGAGAAAUGGUGGAUGAAGGAACAAAGAAGACCUUAGGUGCUAUUCCUUUGCUCAAGACCAGUGCUGGGCCACGGAAUAAGGAGCAGUGGGUUCAAAGGCUGAAAGAAGAGUACACUAGUCUCAUCAAGUAUGUAGAAAAGAAUAAACAAGAGGACAAUGACUGGUUCAGGUUGGAGUCCAACACAGAAGGCACCAGAUGGUUUGGCAAGUGUUGGUUGGUCCAUGAGCUCCUCAAGUAUGAAUUCGACGUGGAAUUUGAUAUACCAGUGACGUAUCCAGCUACAGCCCCUGAAAUUGCAAUCCCUGAAUUGGAUGGGAAAACAGCAAAAAUGUACCGCGGAGGAAAGAUCUGUUUGUCUGACCAUUUCAAGCCAUUGUGGGGCAGGAAUGUGCCAAAAUUUGGCAUUGCUCAUGCCAUGGCUUUAGGGAUGUCGCUCGACAUGCUGUACAUCAAGUCGAAAUCCGUCAAGCCUUUGAGCCGGAAACACGGGAAGGCGGAGCUGAAGAGGAAAUCGUUCUCAACGAGGGGAGCAUGGAUCCUGUUCGUUUCGCCGAGGGGCCCCUUUUUUUUUGCGGUGGUGGCAGUAGGUGCUUCAGCAUCCUUGUGGCACAACAUGAGGACCAAAGACCUCGUGCGGAUUUCCGUGAUCGCCGUCUUGCACUUGUUGUUUUGCGUCUCACACGUGUGCUCGACAAAGAAAAACAAUGACUUGCUCUUGGGUCCAGCUCCAGCCAAGACCAACGCGACGCUCAUCGGGCUCAAGAAGAACAACCAGAAGCGAGCCCCGGAAGGUCCCAUAAAGCUCCAGGUCCUGGGCAAACCCAAAAAGAACCCGAAACCCGGCCCAGAGCCCAAAAAGGACACCGUAUCCAAGCGCCAAGCAGCAGAGGCGGAGAAGACGUCAACGGAACGCGUGUUUCGGGAAUUCUCCGACAUUGACGUGGAUUUCGAGAGACAACACGGAGACGGGGAAGAUAGUAAUAAAAAACGAAAUGAGCGGAAAAGCAAUUCCAACAAGAAGAAGAAAAGGAAGAACAAGAAGAAGAAGAAGAGGAGGAGGAAGGAGCAGAAUAAUAAUGAUAAGAAGCAACAUAGGAACUAUUAUGGAGCCAAGGAUGCUGGGAAUAUGGAAGAAUGGCAGCAGUGCACAACUGAAAGCUCUGUGACGCAGUUGACUAUGAGUGGAGAAGAGGAAGAUGGCUCUGGAAAUAAGCACAUUUCCACUGAAAAAGGAAGAGAUAGUGAGGAAAGCGUGGCUUUUGCUCUGGAAGACGUUUAUGCUGCCAAAAGAGGGAAAGGCAGUUGCUGUGAAAAAGAAGACCCCUGUCUCCCAAUCUGCACAGACAAGCCCUAUGACAGCCUCCCACUCUGCACCCCGAGUGCAGCCCCAUCAGAAGGAGCUGCAGGAGGAGGGACAAGUGGCCCAGGUGGCCCUGCAGCAGCAGGUGCCACUGCUGGCCCAGGAGCUUUUAGUGUAUCUGGAAGUGGUGGUGGUGGUGGUGGUCCUGGUGCCAGUGGUGGUCCUGGUGCCAAUGGUCCCACAACACCCAUGGUACCAGGCAUGGUCUUUCCCCCCAUAGACAUAAUGGGCAUGUUCUCUGCCCCCACCACCACUAUUGAGCAAGGAGCCAUGCCCAUGUUCCUGGACUCUAGGUUCCAUGGUGGCAGGUUGAAUGGCUGGGGCAAGGUGGGCAUGGGCUACAGCAUGCCCUUUCCUGGUGUGCUGCCUGGGAGGACACCCAUGACUGUGCUGGUGCCACAGGCCACAUACUCUAACCUGCCAAAGGUCAAUAGUAACAACAACAACAACAAGAAUGCAAAUAAGGCCAACAAGUCUGCUGACUCAUCUAAUAGUCCCAUCCUCAAGAAGAAGGAAAGACCUCCUGCUAAGGUCCAAGGGCCUCCUCCUCCCAUGGAGCCUGAUACAUCUGGCAGUUCUGCCAAGUCCCCCCAAAAGGGAAGCAGCAGACACAGCCCUUUGAGAUCCAUGAUGCCACCUCCAUUUCCAGGAUACCCCAUUCCAAUGGCAAUGCCAGGGAUGCCCCCAGGUUUCAUGGGCAUGCCAAUGCCUUGGCCUGACCAAAGACUCCUCAGGUCCCAGCAGCAGGGCCAGUUCAGGCCCCCAGGACCCAUGAUGAUGCCCAUGCCACCCAUGAUGCACCCUUGUUAUUCCUUGAUCAAAAAGAAUUACUGCAAACACAUUCUGCACACUGGCAACUUCCUGCUGCUGAACAUGUCACACCACAUCAUGCUGAACCUGAGUGCUGCCCAUGAUAUCCUUGUGAAAAUGCUUCUGCUAAAAGUGGCAUCUCUGAGCAGUGUCUUCAUCAUUUUGCAAUGCCCAACUGUCAUACUCAGCAGCAGCAGUGAUGCUUCUUUUUCAUCAUCUGCAAAACCUGUGCCUCAAAAUCAAACCUCACCAGCAUCAGAUGCCCUCAUCAGCACCAAUAAUAAUAAGAAGUCAGUGAGAAACAUCAGAAGCCCAGCAUCCCAGCUGCAGGUGAACCAAACUGAGCCUGAGAAGUAUGUGAAAAAGACUCAUUUUCUGCUCAUAAAGAGUCAGGUGGUGGAAAAGGGACCAAAGGCAUCCAUCUUGCUUCUGGAUGAUGCUGAAACUGAGUUUAACCUGGAGUCUACUGGGCUUUUGCAACUCCCAAAGGAAAUCCACAAUGCUUUGGCAGCAGUCCAAGCUUUCCCAGGUACUCAUCAUCAUCAGACACACAACAACAACAACAACAACAAGUGGGCCACAUCAAGGACUUAUUCAUCCACCACCAAGAAGGCAUCUACCCCUUUGAAAAUACAUCAUCAUGAUGAUGAUGAUCUACAGCUGCAGCACACACUAGCCCAGCACCAUCCUAAAGCAAAUAAGCCAACAACUCACUCCAGUACAUCAAGAAUGGUGAUGGUGACCAAGCCAUCAUCAGCAGGGAUGGUAGUGUCUACCAUUGCCAAUAAUAAGAAGACCAGCAAACCAUCAGCAACCACCAGCACACACUUUCUGGAAGUGAAACCAAAGGAACCUGUCAUCCCUCAAGUGACCCAGCAACAGGAGCAGUACUUUACACAUCAGCAGCCAGCAGCAGUAAACAUUAUUCAUACCAGACUGCCCAAGAAUAAGAAAAACAGGCCCAAGACAAGAGUCAAAAUGGACCCACCCACAUUCCAUUACACCAGGGCACCAGCAUCAUCCACCAGCACCUCCAUCAUCAUCAGCAAUCACAUCAAGAUGAUGAAACCCUUGCACAUGAUGAACACACUCAAUGCUGGCAACUUCAUGCCUGACUAUCUUGAAUUGGAGAUCCCCAAUAAUGAAGGUCUUUACUUGCCCAGCAGUCCACCUUCAUCCCAACAUGAAACCAGCAGGGGGAUGGAAGUCAUCCAUGACUUUUUGGACCAGACACUUGAUGUGGACACAUUAAUGUCCACAUCAUCACCAUCAUCAUUUGCAGCAAUUGCCUUUGAGAAUGACUCAGACAGUAGAGUGCCAUUCAGAAAAGGUGACAGAAGAACAGCAGCAGAGACCUCAGCUGACUUAUUUCUUGACUUGAAAGUGGAUCUGCUGGACACUGAUGCCAAAGCUUCUGAGAAAAGCCCCAGCCUUUCUUCUGAUGAUGAUCUCAAAGUCAUUCAACCCAGGGACUCCAGGGAAGCCUACCUUACAUCAGAGCAAUAUGUCAUGCCUGGACCAGAACCUCAUGCAAAAGAAGAAGACUGGGAAAAGUCCCUGAAUAAAGUGCUCAAGUCAAAGAUAGACAACCUGGAGGACAAACAAAUUCUGGUGUUGGUGAGUGGAAAGAAACCUGUGCCUUUGGACUCUGUGGCCAGACACUUUGAGGACCAGGCCAAGAAAGCUCUCAACUUCUUGGUGCAAAAGGCAAAGAUGAAUCAUCAUCAUCAGGACAAUGUCAGAGUAGAAAGGGCAACCAAGAAGCAACAGGAGCUGGUGCUGCCCUCUGGAUUCUCCUUCCAGCAGCAACACAUGGAUUCUGCUGAUGAAGACUCUUAUUCAACAGGUCAUAGGCCCAAGAAUGUUGAGAUGCUGAAGCAUUGGCUGAGGAAAAUCAAGAGUGAAGAGCACUUGGUUCCAACCAUUCACAAUAACAGUCUCCCAACCACAAUAAAGGACUCUUUCAAUGACCUCAUCAAAGCUCCAACUUAUGCCAAUAACCUUUCCAAUCCUGAUGAUGAGAAAAAUGAAUGGUCCAGUGUUUGA